Messenger RNA from Protopolystoma xenopodis, 372 nucleotides. Lineage: Eukaryota; Metazoa; Platyhelminthes; Monogenea; Polystomatidea; Polystomatidae. The record is from the annotation of a GenBank genome assembly.
GAUGCUGAAAAGACACGGCUACUUGAGGAGGUAGCUUCACUCGAAAGGGCUGCACGCACAGCGCGUACCGAACGGGACGAGGCUCUUGAAGAAGUAGCUACUCUUUUGAAUGCAAAGAAUACAAAUAUUGAGGAUAAGAAACGCUCCGAGGCACAAAUCCUUAGAAUGGAAGAUGAGCUAGAGGAAAUGCACACAGCGCUCGAAUCGGCUGAGGACCGUUAUAAGCGGUCUAUCCAGCAGUUAGAACAAGCACAAGCUGAUCUGGGGAUCGAACGUAGUGCAGUUCAACUCAUUGAAUCGCAGCGUAUAGCGUUGGAAAAGCAGGUAUAUCUCUCAAUUAUACUAUCUAAGCAUUUUCUUAAAUGUUACUGA